AUGGACACAACUGCCGAGGAGAAUGCGCUGCGCCGAGAAAUUGUCAAAACCUUUCAGAUACACGCAUUUGAGCUCAAAAAAGAAGCGGUCAAAUUAUGUGUGAAGCUAUUCCUAGACCAUGACAAAGAAACUCGAAAGAAAUGGACGAAUAAAAUGAUUGAAUUACUCAAAAAGCAGACACUGCAAUCAUCCCUAAUCAGUGAAGAACUCAUCAGAGAUACAUUCCGUCAAUGUAAAUCAAAAGGAACCCAAGAUGCAGGAAAACUGCUCAAUGUAUUCGACGCAUUCUCCCUCCAGCCGUAUGAUUUUGAUGCGGAUCUUCGGAAAAUGGUUCUAAGAAAAGAAAAAACUAGUCUGGCUGCUGAUUCGUCGUCAUUCUCACAUGCUGCACGACAACGAUUUUUUAUUGUUAAGCAGCGUGCAAUGCGAUGUGCUUCACUGAAAAACUUCAAAUUCACCACAUGCGAAAUUUUGGGAAGUUCCACAAAACAUCUUCAAUCAGUUGUAGUUCUCGGUAUGCUUACUCAGCAAAAGGCCGACUGCUAUCAUAUCGAAGAUCUAAGCGGUUCAGUUGAAGUAGAAUUUAAAGAAGACACGAAAUUUCAUCAUGCGUUAUUCCAUGAGCAUUCAAUUGCAAUUUUUGAAGGAACUUUUGAGAAUAGUGUUUUAACAGUGAAUGAAGUUGCAAUGGUACCUGUAGAAUCAGCAGAAGUUACGAGAAAAGAGUUGAGUUCGAAUGAGAAUUGGUUUGGAGGAGAUGAUAAGAUCGCAUUCCGGUGCAGUGAUCGCCUACGAUCAGCUCUGGCUAAGCAGGAAGAUACUUCCCUUGUCUUCCUUUCCGAUGUUUUUUUGGAUGAUAAAAAGGUUAUGAAAGCAGUAUUCAAAUUGCUACAAGGAUACAAAGAUCAACCUCCAGUUGCAAUUGUUUUUUGUGGAAAUUUUUGCUCAAGACCCAGACAAACUGAUACAAUUGAUUUACUGGAUCGUGGAUUCAGGUGGUUGGCUAAUCAAUUGACACCACUCAGAAAGGAUUAUGAAAAAACACAGUUUAUCUUUGUACCAGGACCUGAUGAUCCAUUUGUUGACACGGUACUUCCUCGUCCACAUCUUCCAUCUCUUCUCUUCAAGCAUAUUUCCCCAAUUAUCUCGUGUACAUUUGCUUCGAAUCCGUGUCGAAUUCAAUUCGCAAGCCAGGAGAUUGUUGUCUUCCGAAGUGAUUUGAUCAAAAAAACGUGCAGACAUUCAAUCAAUAGUAUCACUGUCGAAUCCAUCCCAUCGAGAUAUGCAAGAAGUGUGUUGAGCCAGGCGCAUUUGUGUCCACUUCCUCAACAUAUUACACCAGUUUUACCGGAUUUCUCUCAUUCCUUGUCACUUCAUCCACUUCCCGAUCUUCUGAUCACUGCUGAUCGUUUCGAGACUUUCACCGAAAAAGUCGUUGGAGCUGACACAAUUGUCUCAAAUCCUGGUUCAUUCUCUCGAAGCAACUACACUUUCCACGUCUAUUAUCCCUGUCAGAAUCGCGUGGAAGCUUCACAAAUCCCAGUUUCCGAACUUGAUGAUCAGUAGAAUAUGAUGAUUAAGAAUUCAUACCCAAUUAUAUUUCCAGCUCUAACAUCAAAAAUGUAAUCAUAUUCUUCUUCCUUUUCUGACAUGCUUCACAAAUCAAGCUUACCUAUUUUAAUUAUCAAAUCUCCAAUUCCAUUCCCGUUUUUCUUUGAUCUGCAAACCAUCUCAAUCUCACAAUUUUCCAUUCGAUUUUCAUCUAAUUUUUUAAUCAUUUUUUCUUCAGUUUUUUAUUUGAAUCUCACAGUUUAUCACUAUUUUCAUCUCAAGUACAUCAUGUGAUUUCUGAAUAAUUUUUGAGGUCUACGUGUCAAAUAAAACAAGUAUUUUGCAAA
Molecule: messenger RNA, 1898 nt
Organism: Caenorhabditis elegans
Lineage: Eukaryota; Metazoa; Nematoda; Chromadorea; Rhabditida; Rhabditidae
Gene: pole-2
Product: putative DNA polymerase epsilon subunit 2
Exons: 11
Coding region: 1-1566 (521 amino acids)
Biological process (GO): DNA-templated DNA replication; DNA replication
Cellular component (GO): nucleus; epsilon DNA polymerase complex
Molecular function (GO): DNA binding
Source: RefSeq, marked reviewed